GUCGGAGGGCGCGGCGCAGUGCAUCCUGGGUCGGCGUAGCCAUGGCGGCUCGUGUCCUUUCCGCUUGUGUCCGCCGACUGCCCGCGGCCUUUGCGCCGCUGCCCCGGGUCCCCACGCUGGCCGCGGCCCGGCAGCUCAGCAUCACCCUGUGCCCUGCGGGGGCCCGGACGAGGCCUGCGGCUCCACAGCUAGCCUCGGUGCUCGCGCAGGUUCCACUUACACAGCUGUGCCGCCAGUAUAGUGACGCACCCCCUCUGACAUUAGAGGGGAUCAAGGACCGUGUUCUUUAUGUCUUGAAACUUUAUGACAAGAUUGACCCAGAAAAGCUCUCGGUAAAUUCCCACUUUAUGAAAGACCUGGGCUUAGACAGUUUGGACCAAGUGGAAAUUAUCAUGGCCAUGGAGGAUGAAUUUGGGUUUGAAAUUCCUGAUACAGAUGCAGAGAAGUUAAUGUGUCCACAAGAAAUUGUAGAUUACAUUGCAGAUAAGAAGGAUGUAUAUGAAUAAAAUAUCAGAUCCCCUUUUUUCACUGGAAGAAGAGUCGGAAGAUGCUGACAAGUGUCUGGAAGUGAGGACGUGUUUUGGCAUUAUUGUUGCCUAUGAGAGAGUAAUUCUGUUUAGACUUGUAUUUAAAUUGUCUGUUUUUUCCUUUGAAAAUAAAUCUAUAAAGCCAA
Messenger RNA from Ailuropoda melanoleuca (giant panda), 673 nucleotides. RefSeq names its product NADH:ubiquinone oxidoreductase subunit AB1 (gene NDUFAB1). Gene Ontology annotation, cellular component: mitochondrion; respiratory chain complex I. The transcript is spliced from 5 exons. Gene Ontology annotation, biological process: fatty acid biosynthetic process. Gene Ontology annotation, molecular function: acyl carrier activity; acyl binding. The record is from RefSeq and is a predicted model, not a curated record. NCBI's taxonomy places the organism in Eukaryota, Metazoa, Chordata, Mammalia, Carnivora, Ursidae. Bases 42 to 506 code for a protein of 154 amino acids.